AUCCGCCCGCGUGAAUUAACUCCUUUAAUUGACUAUCACUAGUAAUAUUGCUCCUACUUUCCUCUUCUUGUCGCCUCGCUUCUCUUCUCCGAUCAUCUUCGAGGACGAGGCCUCUUUUCUUUCCCCCAAAUUUGUUGUUGAUCGAGGAAGAGGAGGAGGAGGAGAUCCAAUUGGAAGAUCGAUGGAGGGUUACGAGCGCGAGUUCUGGCAGUUCAGCGACCAGCUCCGCCUCCACAACUUCUCCAGCCUCUCCAUCGCCGACUCCAUCUGGACUCCUGCCGUCGAUCGCAGCAACAGCAACAACAACAACAAGCUCGCCUUCGCCACCACCACCACCAACGCCGCCGACCGCUACAACUACAGCUCCCCCUCCCAACAGCACCUGCUCAACAACAAGUCCGUCGUCGGCCGGCCAGCCGCCAAGAUUAACAACUACUACUACUACAGCACCAGCAGCGAUGACAUCAUCAGCGGCAAGAAGAAGGGCAUCGACGGCAGAAACAACAGCAAGAAGAGCAGCAGCAUCAGCAGCGAGAAGAGGUUGAAGAGGCUGGCGGCGUCGGAGUCGCUGGCGAAGGAGGAGGCGAUGGGGGGGUACAUCUUCGUGUGCAACAAGGAGACGAUGGAGGAGAACCUGAAGAGGCAGCUGUUCGGGCUGCCGUCGAGGUACAGGGAGUCGGUGAGGGCGAUCAGGCCGGGGCUGCCGCUCUUCCUCUACAACUACUCCACGCACCAGCUGCACGGCAUCUUCGAGGCCGCCAGCUUCGGCGGAUCAAACAUCGAUCCCACCGCAUGGGAGGACGACGACACCAAGCAGUCCAGGUUCCCAGCCCAGGUGCGGGUGGCGACUCGGAAGAUCUGUGAGCCGCUGGAGGAGGACGCCUUCCGGCCGGUGCUGCACCACUACGACGGCCCAAAGUUCCGGCUGGAGCUCAGCGUCGCCGAGGCCGUCUCCCUUCUUGACAUCUUCGCCGAGAAGCUCUUCGCCUGAUCCAUGUCCAUGUCUCUCUCGCCUCAAAUAACAUCAUCAUAUUCAUAUCGAUCGUUAAAAUGACACACACACUAAGUUAGCACGGAUUAUACAUAUUACAGGGUUUUUGCCAUCGAUCGUUAGGUAUAUGGAGUAUAAAUACUACUAGUAGUAAGUUACCAGGACGAAAUCUUUAUUGCUGUAAUAUCAUACACCUCUAUAAGUUGCAUUUAAAUGGUUUCCCACCCUCUACAAAUAAAUUUAAGAAAAAAAAAUUAAUGGUGUGCUGCCCUCUACAAAUGAAUGAAGCCAGCAGGUUAAAUUAGCCAUUAGCAUAUUACCAUAAUCACCAUCUCCACGAUAACAAAAUGGCAAGACAGGGCUAACUUCACUAUGUAUAGCGAAGAUGUCAAAGUAGAAUCAAGGGAAUGUCGUGGCAACGCUUCGGCGCAAGGAAAAAGGACAUACAUUACGAUUAAUAGGAUGAAAAAUCCUAGAGUACAGCAGCAAUGAUUUUGAUCGUCAUUUGGCCUACAAGCACCCCAAAUGACUUCGAUAAAGAGUACAAACGGUUCCGACUAGUACUAAAUUACAGCAGUAAAAUCGAUUCCUCCAUAACAUUACUAGUUCAAAAACUGACUGAUAGUAUCAACUAAGCAUCACAGAGGCUUCUGACACUCGGAGAGCAUCACUCUCUCUCUCUCUCCUUUCUGCGCGCAGGGUGUGUUGCGCCAGACUCAAAACUCUGUAGUUUGUGAUGCAACUGUUUAUCACAGGAACAAACUUAUCAGAGGAUAUCCAAAACACUUCCAUUUCAACAAUUCCAACUAUGCUACAACACUUACUGUACGUGGAGUGGAGGUGGCAAUUUGCUCGGGCAGCUCCUGUUUUCUACAUUUGAUUCGAUCUCAUUCGUAUUUUCGGACAAAUUCAGAAUAUUAAAAAUUCGAAAACGGAACAUGAAAUUCGGAAUAUGAAAGUGGAGCGAAAACGGUUUUGUGCUUGUUCAACCGAUUUCUAUAUUUCGGAACCUUCCGUAUUUAUAAAUUCGGUUAAAACCGAAAUUGGCCCACUAUCCGUUCACAGUCAAAGCCCAAGCUCAUUUAGAUGAGAACCCUAUCUUCUGAGGGGAGGAGUCACGACCGUCCACGGCUGAGAGGCGGCGGCUGCGUCCUGCGUGCGUCGCUGCGUGAACGUGACUGCGUCGUCGGCGUCGCUGGUCUGCGUGGACGCUUAUCUCUCCGCCGCCGCCGGCGCCUCCGGUCUUCCCGCUGCCGCCUCAUCUCCCACGGGCGGCUCAUCCAUCCGCCGGCGGCUCCAUCUCCUGCUGCUCGUCCUCCCGUCGGCGGCUUGUCCGGUGGCUCGUCCUCUUGCUGCCCCUCCUCCCGCGACCGUAAGCGGCGAGCCUGCCCUCUUCAGUCUCCAUCUCGCCGACGAGCCUGCCUGAACUCGUCCCCAACAUCUGCAGUAGCACUAGCACGUACCGGCUUCUAGUGGCACCAGCAGUAGUUACAAUUUCCACGCCUCAAUCGAUCUAUAGUUGCAAUGUAAAUUUGAUUAGCAGUUGUUCAUAAUAUUGUAAAUCCUACUAUGCAACAAUACUUAUGUGAAGUUAUGGGUUAAUGUUUCUCGUGCUUUAAUUUUA
Molecule: messenger RNA, 2615 nt
Organism: Oryza brachyantha (malo sina)
Lineage: Eukaryota; Viridiplantae; Streptophyta; Magnoliopsida; Poales; Poaceae
Product: B2 protein-like
Exons: 2
Coding region: 182-991 (269 amino acids)
Biological process (GO): response to endoplasmic reticulum stress
Source: RefSeq, a predicted model, not a curated record